Molecule: messenger RNA, 909 nt
Organism: Rasamsonia emersonii CBS 393.64
Lineage: Eukaryota; Fungi; Ascomycota; Eurotiomycetes; Eurotiales; Trichocomaceae
Exons: 2
Source: RefSeq, a predicted model, not a curated record
CUUGAAAGCAUCAUUAUUGAGGCACGACAAGGCCCUGUGCAUGGAGAGACAGUUAAUGUCAUAAGUGACUGGUUUAAAGAGGCAGUAGGCAAGGUUCAAGAGGAAGAUAGUGUGAAUCUGAAGACCUAUCAGGACAAAACAUUCUGUCUUACCAGCGGCAAAUAUCAAGGCAGUUUUAAGGCGCCCGACAGUUCUAUCCAGGAGAAGGGAUCCUUUUUUCCUUUGAUAGCUCUUGAAAUUGCUUUCUCAUCCACCAGGAAAGAUCUGCUUGAAGAUGCAAAGGCCUGGUUGUAUGGAACCAACAACAUCACUGAGCUAGUUAUUGCAAUUGAUAUUAAGGAGCAAAGUGGUAAAAACAACAGCAAAGAAGAAGACUCGUGUUGGGGCUUAUCAGACCCAGAGAUUCUUCAGCGUUUUAAGACUGAUUAUGCCCUUGCUGCCCAUAUCAUCAGAUGGGAUCAGGAUCAUGGAAACUGUUCACUUGUGGGAACAUUUACAGCUGAGAUGUGGUUCUGCACCAGAGAAACAUGCCAUCCAGACUCAACAGAACUUCCUCCCUCUUUAUGGACUUAUAUAUUCUCCCUCAGCAAACCUCUUCAAGAAGGCAAGUUUUUCAAAACCUUCCAUAGCACUGGGUCCCUUAGCAAAACUUUUCGUCAGAAAAUUUGCGAACUUGAAGACAAGCUACCUCUAGAAGCAUUGGAGCGUCAAUUGAGGGAUUCUCUUGAAGAUUAUCGACAAGACAGAGCCUUAAUUCAGGCGCGCAAGAAACGGAAGGCUCUGGAGGAGGUGGAGGAGAGAAGAAAGCAAAGAGAAGACAAAAAGAGGAAACAACAGGACCAUCAAGAACUUCCUCAAACAGCGCGGGCUCAACAAGCGGGAAAACGGCAGAAGAGAUAUGAAGAAUGA